GGAGCGCUGAGGGCGGCGCGGAGGCCGCGGCCGGGCCGGGCCCUGUGAGGGGGAGAGCGGGGGGCUCCGCCGGCUCCUUCCCCGUCCCUCGGGCAGCGCUUCCCUGCGGGAACCCCGGGCAUGGAGACCGCGAGCUUUCCCACCAAGGAGUUGAGUCCUUCAGGACAUAGCUUUAACUUGGAGAGCUGAUGGCAUCGCCGAGCAGCGAGGAUGCAUUUCAGCAUUCUGAGGGGCUCUCCCUGAACGAUUUGGAGAGCCUGCCCAGCCUGCGCAGCCGCUCCGCCAGCGUCAGCAGCACCGGCUCCAGCGGCCGCGUACAGCUCCGGCACAGGGUGGCCCAGCUGAUGGCGUGCGUGGAGGACAUCAGCUCGGAUGAUGAGAUCCAUGAAGAAGUGUCUCGCACUCUGGAUGAAGCUUUCCUCAUCUGGGGGAAAAAGCUGAAGGAUAAGUGGCAAGAAUUCAGACUACACUUAGUUACCUGGAAUGUGGGCACAGCUUCUCCCCCUCCUGAUGUCACGAGUUUACUUCAGCUCAACUCAGUGAGCCCCACCACGGAUAUGUACGUUAUAGGCUUACAGGAGGUGAAUUCAAAAAUCACAAAUUUCCUGUCUGACUUGGCAUUUGAUGAUCCAUGGAGCAUUUUUUUCAUGACCGUCUUGUCUCCUUUGGGAUAUAUCAAGCUCUCCUCAGUUCGCAUGCAGGGGUUGCUGCUUCUGAUCUUUGUGAAGCACGUGCACCUUCCCUUCAUCCGGGACAUCCACACCCACUACACCCGGACAGGCCUCUAUGGCUACUGGGGGAACAAAGGAGGAGUCAGUGUCCGCAUGUCCCUCUUCGGGCACACGAUCUGUUUCAUGAACUGCCACUUGCCAGCUCACAUAGAGAACACAGAGCAGCGACUGGAUGACUUUGAGAAAAUUCUGGAAAUGCAAUUUGAAGGAGAGAAUGUUCCAAGUCCCUUGGAUCACGAGGUUCUCUUCUGGUUUGGAGAUCUAAACUUCCGGAUAGCAGAUUAUGGGAUACACUUUGUCAGAGAAUCAAUCAACAACAAGCGUUUCAAUCUGCUCUGGGAAAAGGACCAGUUAAAUAUGGCAAAAAAGAAUGAACCAUUUCUGAAGGAAUUCAAAGAGGGUCCUCUGCAGUUUAAGCCCACCUACAAGUUUGACCUUUACUCAGAGGUCUAUGACACAAGAGAACAGAAGUCCCUGUUUUGGUUUAAUGAGAAGAAAAGAAAGCCAGCAUGGACUGAUAGAAUUCUCUGGAAAGUGAAAAAUCUCAGUGAGGUUGCAUCAAAAGAAGGCGAAUUCCCUGAAGAAGAGAACCUGAUUUCUGUUACUCUGAAUAACUAUGUCAGUCACAUGAGCUAUGGCAUCAGUGAUCACAAACCUGUCACAGGAACUUUCAAGCUUGAGAUGAAGCCUCUUGUCUCGGAUCCCUUGGUCAUGCUGAAUCCUGAGGGUGAGUGGAGUGCAGAGCAUGAUGUUCUCAUCCGCUACUCUGCGGUGCCUGAGUUCCCCAGCAGUUCUUGGGACUGGAUUGGGCUCUUCCAGGUGACUUUCAGGCACAUGAAGGAUUAUGUUACUUAUGCUUGGGUGGAAGAUGAUGAAAUUUCUUCCAACAGACACAGCAAACAAGUUUACAUGAGUGCUUCAGAAAUACCUAAGGCAGGAGGAGAAUUUUUGCUCUGUUAUUAUAGCAAUAACUUGCAGUCAAUAGCUGGCAUCAGUGAACCUUUUCAGAUUCAGCCUAGCCGAACACCAGUAGAAAAGGAUCUGCCAGAGGAAGGGAGCAGUUGGCUGCAGAAACCUGACAAUCCAGAAUCAAGUGGUGAUUCUGAACAAAGAAAGGGCAUUUAAUGGUCCUGGUUCAGCAGUCAGAUGAUUCUUUAUGUCUUAGUGAUUGUAAGCUUUUGCUCUUAGAAGAUGGAGUAAGACAGGUAGGAUUGUUCAGAAAUUUUGGAAGCUGUAGAAAAUAAUUUAUUGUGGAAAUGGAUAUUUUUAUUCUGGGGAGAGUAAUUCUCUUGCACUGGAUGAGAACUGUAAAAUAGCACUUAAGGAAUGCUGUAUGUUUUGAGGUGAUAGAUAUUUCUAAUGCAAUGAUUUAACCUAAGCAAGUUGCAGUGUUUAGUAGGUUUUCAGGUUUGUUCCUUUUUUUGUAGAGGAUAUUUUAUUUACGAUGCAAUAUUUACUAUGCUGUAACCACUUAAUAACUGAUUUCCAAAUUUUGAGUUUAAAUGAAGUUAUUUAAGAAUUAUUUAUUAGAUACAGCUAGUUAGCUUGUUUUGAAAUUUUAUUUGACUUUCAAAUGUAAGCUAAUUACCUUUUGGGAAACUCUAGUGACAACAGGUCACAUGAAAAACAAAAUCUUUGGAGUGUGUAAAGUCUCCUUUGGUAGAUCCUUCUCUUCAUGCCUUACUGGGAGCUCUUUGUAGGAUUUUCCAUUUCUGAUUCUUCCAAAUUGAAAUACAUUUAUCAAAAUGCACUAUUCCUGAUUUUUUAAAUUCUUCUUUUAUAAAACAAUUAAGCAAUUUGCCUUUUGCCUUUACCCCCCUCAUUAAAAAAAUAAAAUAAACCCAUUUUUAUACCAGUCCCUGGCUUGGAGUGAGCCAAGGUCCCACAACUUCUGAGGAAAAUUGCAGAAGUUGAGAAAUGCUUUAGCAUAGGUGACCAGCUCAUGGUUGAUGAUUUGGCAUAAUCUUUGAAAAUUGUAAAUCUCUUCAAUUUAUAGCAGACAGUCUGCAAACUUUCUGUUUUUCUAGAGAGAAAGGUUUACAGACCUUUCUGUAUCCUGUGCACUUGAGGGUGGAGGUGGAAUAAGAAAUUUCCUGUACCUUUAGGAGCCUGAAAGGUAGUUAGCUUCUGAAAGGGUCUUGUUUCUUGAUGAGGAAAUAGAGAUCUUUGGAAAGGCUAGGAAGGGGCACCAACAUUCCACAGAAUCUCAGACUGCAGUGCUGGGACAGAGCACUUUGAGGCUCCCUUGUUCUGUAUCCACAGCUCCCUCCCAUGUGUGGUGAGCAGAGUUAGUCACUCCUCACUGGCACAGGGAUAGAAAAGAGCAGAUUUGGCUCAGGUGGAAGAGCAAGGGGUGUUGGGAUGUUCAUGCUGGAAUUCUGCUUCAGAACUGAGUGGAUUCCUUUUUGCUCUUUUUCUCAAAGCCUUAUUUUUUUCAGGGUUGUUUUGAGAUAGAAAGUUAACAGCUUGAUAGGAUAUUUAUUUUGCUUUUAUCAUUCACUGUAUCAAAUCUUUUGAGGUCCAGGUGUCUUUGUGUCCUGUUGAAGGUCUGACAUAGAAUUCUGGUUAGGUAGUUGCAGUGGGCUUUAGGAACACUUGACCUCUGUAGGUUUUAGUCGUAUCUCAGCUUGGUGUUGGGAACUGUUCCCACUGUGAGUAGUGAGGGCAGGUUCAGAGGAUACUGUGUUCAUUGCAUGGAUUAGCACUGCCUUGAGGUUUACAGUUUGUACAUUCCUGUUACACUUUGGAACCAUAUUAGAAACAGUUUUCCCAUUUAUACUGAUCUCCCAAGGAUUUGUUUUGCACUGAAUUUUUCAGGUAUGUGACUUCUCAUGGCAAUUAGGGCAUCAGACAAAUCCCUGCUUUGAAUUGCAGUACCUUCUGCAGUUCCUGAGUUGUGCUCUAUCUCUGGUUUCACUUGUGUAACUCUCUGACCAUUCUCCAUGCAAGGAGAUUCUGUGGAGAGCCCGAAGAGCAGUGGGCUUUGAAUUCCAGACCACAGCUGGCGAUUUACUGUGGACCAAGAUCCAGUUUCUUCUAAGCAGGGUGCAUCUGCUGGGCAGCAGCAGCUCAGAGGGAGCCAUGCAGCCUCUUUUCAGGGGCGAGACACUCGAGAUCCUUUGUGUUUGUGGGAGCUGAGAGCCCUCUGUCACUGGACACAGAAGCUGCAUUUUGUAAACUGAUCCUUUGAACCACGGGACUUCCCGGAAAAUGCCCCCAGCAGCUGGGAUUGGAACUGCUUAUGUGUAAGGAGGAUGCUGCACAGAACUCUGCACUUCUUUCUUCAGUAUUAUGCACACAGAGGCACUUUUGUUUACUACUGUUACCUAUGGUAGCUUUUCAAACUAUUCCAUGACCUGUAAUGAUGCAAUUUCUGAUGAAAUUUAUCUUUUCUUAAAACACCUUUAAUUGGAUGUUAUAAUCACUGGAAAUGUUUUUAUACUCAUGUGUUUUUCUUUUCAUGUACCUCUAAAAUAAAUCCUGGCAGUGAAGUGUU
This is a messenger RNA of Poecile atricapillus (Black-capped chickadee), 4227 nucleotides long. RefSeq names its product inositol polyphosphate-5-phosphatase K (gene INPP5K). Lineage: Eukaryota; Metazoa; Chordata; Aves; Passeriformes; Paridae. Gene Ontology annotation, cellular component: ruffle; cytoplasm; endoplasmic reticulum. Gene Ontology annotation, biological process: phosphatidylinositol dephosphorylation; negative regulation of insulin receptor signaling pathway; negative regulation of peptidyl-serine phosphorylation. Bases 189 to 1856 code for a protein of 555 amino acids. The record is from RefSeq and is a predicted model, not a curated record. The transcript has 14 exons. Gene Ontology annotation, molecular function: phosphatidylinositol-4,5-bisphosphate 5-phosphatase activity; phosphatidylinositol-3,4,5-trisphosphate 5-phosphatase activity; inositol bisphosphate phosphatase activity.